Gymnodraco acuticeps is the source of this 798-nucleotide messenger RNA. RefSeq lists its product as uncharacterized. The record is from RefSeq and is a predicted model, not a curated record. The transcript has 4 exons. Lineage: Eukaryota; Metazoa; Chordata; Actinopteri; Perciformes; Bathydraconidae. Bases 1 to 798 code for a protein of 265 amino acids.
AUGGAGUCUGAAGCAAAAUAUUUUGAGAAGGAGCAUCUGAAGCUGGAUGAUUUGAGAAAGAGAAAGCGCUCAGGAAACAAGUACCUCUUUAAAAAUGACAGAAUCCCAGAAUACCCACGACCAGAGAUCUAUGUGAGCCAUCUGAAGCACGACACCGACAGACAGGCUUUUGAAGGCAUCAAGGAGUCCAAAGGCUUCAUGGGAAUACAAGGCCUGGUGUGGUGGGGUCUGGUUGUGGGGGGGGAGGAACUCAGAUCAGCUGACCUGCGCCUCCAAACAGAGCAGCAGGUCCAGGAUCAGCAGAGCUUCCUGGGGAAGUUUGCCUCCUCGCCGGCCUUCAAGGAGAGCCCCGUGUUCGGAUCGUACCGCUUCACCUUCCCCCUUCAGGAGCUGCUGGAGGCCUACAGUCUGCAGUUUUGCGGCGGUGAUCAGCCCGUCAUGCGGGUGUAUCAGACCCACCUGUACAAACAGCAAGUGAUGUAUGUGGUGCUGGUCCACAGUCCGGCCAAUCAGGAGCAGUUCUCAAAACAUCCUCUUCUGACCGACGACCCAAACGCUGUCUGCUGCUACAGAGAUGGCCGCUUCAUCUGGAGGCCUGAGGCCAUGUGUGGAACUCACAGAUACGAGUUGGUCCGGAACGAUGAGACUCAGCAGAUGGAGGCUCGGCCCUGCAGCCCUCAUGAGCGCUAUGUCUGGGAUAAUGUGGGCAUCGCUCUGCAUGUGGAGGAGAACAAGGUGAUCACUUCCUCUUUGUCUUCUUGUCCACAGCUCAGAAGCAACACAAGUAAGUGCAAGUAA